This is a messenger RNA of Bolinopsis microptera, 498 nucleotides long. RefSeq names its product proline-rich transmembrane protein 2-like. The record is from RefSeq and is a predicted model, not a curated record. Gene Ontology annotation, cellular component: membrane. The transcript has 4 exons. Lineage: Eukaryota; Metazoa; Ctenophora; Tentaculata; Lobata; Bolinopsidae. Bases 1 to 498 code for a protein of 165 amino acids.
AUGGCAGACUACAGUAAAGAUCAGCCACCAUCUCAUAAUGCACAGGGAGCAUAUCCCCCUCAACAACAACAGCACCCACCUCAACAAGGGUACCCACCUCAACAAGUGUAUCCCCCCGCUCAAGGUCAGCCCGGUCAGGGUUAUGUUAUUCAACAACAUCCUCAACCUCAAGUUGUUGUGGUACAACAAGGAAACCAAGGAAUCCCUCCACAAACAAACUGUACCAUAGCCUGGAUAUCGUGUCUGUGUUUCUUUUGGCCGGUUGGACUGGUUGCUGUAGUGAAAGCUCACGAGGCAGAACAGUGUGUUGGACGAGGAGAUUUCGAGGGAGCAAGAAGAAGUGGAGAGGCGGCUAAGAAAUGGGCUAUUGCUGCAAUCAUCACACAAGUAGUUCUAGGAGUUGUUCUAGGAGUUGUCGUGGUAAUCAUCUACGCUAUCUCCAUCGCUGCUGUUGAUUCUGCUAUUGAUUCCGCUGUGUACGGUUAUGAUGGAAAGUAG